Messenger RNA from Anastrepha obliqua, 3221 nucleotides. Its product is annotated as glutamine--fructose-6-phosphate aminotransferase [isomerizing] 2-like. The record is from RefSeq and is a predicted model, not a curated record. Bases 779 to 2833 code for a protein of 684 amino acids. NCBI's taxonomy places the organism in Eukaryota, Metazoa, Arthropoda, Insecta, Diptera, Tephritidae. The transcript has 2 exons. Gene Ontology annotation, biological process: UDP-N-acetylglucosamine metabolic process; protein N-linked glycosylation; fructose 6-phosphate metabolic process. Gene Ontology annotation, molecular function: L-glutamine:D-fructose-6-phosphate transaminase (isomerizing) activity; carbohydrate derivative binding.
AAAUAAUUUGUACAUACAAAUAUACGUUUGUUACAUGGUUCAAUAAAUUGAUAGAAUACAAACUUGCGCGCAUCACAGAGACGAGAUGUCAUAUUACUGCAGCUGUUUGAAUGAAGAAAUUAUAUAAACAAUACGCGAAUAAAUUUCACAAGUGUGAUGUCACACACAGCGAUUCUGAGAGCGGAUAGCGGUACGAGAUGUACCCCACAUUUGUAUUGUAUUCAUGCCUUUUUUUUUGAAGCCAACCUAAUUUCUUUUCGAGAUCUAUAAAAUAUCUAGAACCAUUACAACAUAAAAGUCACUAUUUCAUCAGUUUGUUGCAUUCCAUCUUCAUUACGUCCUACUUAUCGCGGCAACACUGUUAACCCUCGAUCUCUACGAAAAUGGUGGAUGGCACAGCGAAAUAUAAACAAAGGUGUUAAAAAGUUCCAGCAACUUUUAUUCCACAAGACACGGUCGGCAAAUAUAAUUUGGACGUAUCAAGAAGCGGAAAUUAAUUAUAAUCUUAUCGCAUAGCAAGUUUCCACUUAAUAAAUAUCUUGCAAAAGUAGAUAUACAUAUAUGUAUAAUUGAAUAUAUUCGUCAAAACGCUGGAUAUAGAAUAAACUAAAUAUUUAGAGUGCUGCGAUAAAUGCUGACGUCGAUACCAAGCAGCAGCCGAGGAAGGUUUUUAAGCAGUGUGGUGUACGUGGCACUUUGCAGUUUGUUUACACAAUAGCUCGCAUACAGAUCAUAUAUUCGCGUACUUCGUUUAAUAAUUUACAUACUUAUAUUCGCAAUGUGUGGCAUAUUCGCCUAUCUUAAUUACUUAACACCGCGGUCAAGACAGGAAGUAUUAGAAUUGCUUUUAAAUGGCCUCAAGAGGUUGGAGUACCGUGGCUAUGACUCAACUGGGUUGGCUAUUGACGAUCCGGAAGCAGAUGAGCAAAGUAACAGCAUUAUGAUUGUGCGGCGCACGGGCAAGGUUAAGGUUUUGGAGGAUGCAAUUGCCGAGGUUUGUAAUAGCGAUGCAUACAAAGUACCCAUCACUACGCAUAUCGGUAUUGCGCACACACGUUGGGCUACGCAUGGUCCACCAUCUGAAAAGAAUUCUCAUCCGCAGCCUUCGGAUGAGGAAAACAGUUUUGUGGUCGUCCACAAUGGUAUCAUUACCAAUUACAAAGAUGUAAAAACCCUGCUGGAAAAACGGGGUUAUGUGUUUGAAUCGGAAACUGAUACUGAAGUGAUUGCUAAGUUGAUUCACCAUUUGUGGCGACAACAUCCAACUUACACGUUUCGCGAACUCGUCGAGCAAGCCAUUCUGCAAUUUGAAGGUGCCUUUGCGAUAGCUUGUAAGUCGAAGUAUUUCCCUGGAGAAUGCGUAGCAUCACGACGUGGCACGCCACUAUUGGUAGGCAUUAAAUCCAAAACUCUCUUACCUAUCGACCACAUUCCAAUAUUGUACGCAAAGAAGCAGAGAGCACAUGGAAAAACAUUACCAGCCGAGAUAUCCUUGCCGCCGCUGUACAACGACACAUCAGCUGAAUAUCAACCGAUGGAAAGCAAAGGAGUCGAAUACUUUUUCGCAUCGGACGCCAGUGCGAUUAUUGAGCAUACUGAUCGCGUCAUUUAUCUUGAGGAUGACGAUGUGGCAGCAGUCAAAGAUGGCAAGUUAAGUAUUCAUCGCCUCAAGAAAUGCCUGGAUGAUCCGCAUGCACGCGAAAUCACUACACUGAAGAUGGAAAUUCAGCAAAUUAUGAAAGGCAACUAUGAUUCAUUCAUGCUAAAGGAGAUAUUUGAGCAACCCGAAUCGGUGGUAAAUACCAUGCGUGGCCGCAUGUUCUUCGAUACAAAAACAGCAGUUUUGGGUGGCAUUAAGGAAUUCAUACCGGAGAUUAAGCGCUGCCGGCGCCUCAUUCUUAUAGCUUGUGGCACAUCAUACCAUAGUGCUGUGGCUACACGCCAGCUGCUUGAGGAGCUAACCGAAUUACCAGUGGUGGUGGAGCUUGCUUCUGAUUUCAUGGAUCGCCAUACGCCCAUUUUCCGUGACGAUGUGUGUUUCUUUAUUUCACAGUCAGGUGAAACAGCCGAUACGCUGAUUGCAUUGCGUUACUGCAAACAACGUGGCGCACUCAUAGUUGGCAUCACCAACACGGUGGGCAGCAGCAUUUGUCGCGAAUCACACUGUGGAGUGCAUAUCAAUGCCGGCCCUGAAAUAGGUGUGGCGUCCACUAAGGCUUAUACGUCACAAUUUAUUUCGCUAGUUAUGUUCGCUCUAGUCAUGUCAGAGGAUAGAUUAUCAUUGCAACCACGUCGCCUUGAAAUUAUUAACGGUUUAGAGGCGCUUGCUGAUCAAAUACGUCAAGUGUUGCAGCUGAAUUCAAAAGUGCAGGAGCUGGCGAAGGACUUGUAUUUGCACAAAUCGCUCCUAAUAAUGGGACGCGGCUAUAAUUUCGCCACAUGCCUGGAAGGUGCACUCAAAGUAAAAGAAUUGACAUACAUGCAUAGUGAAGGAAUAUUGGCGGGCGAGCUAAAGCACGGACCCAUAGCACUGGUGGACGAUGAGAUGCCAGUGCUGAUGGUAAUCAUGCGUGAUCCGGUGUAUAUGAAGUGCAUGAAUGCAUUACAGCAAGUAACUGCACGCAACGGUCGCCCAAUUCUACUGUGCGAGGAGGGUGAUGAGGAUACAAAAGCGUUUUCGUCGCGUUCUUUAGAAAUUCCACGCACGGUGGACUGCCUGCAGGGCAUUCUGACUGUCAUACCCAUGCAGUUGCUGUCAUAUCACAUAGCAGUUUUGCGGGGCUGCGAUGUAGACUGCCCACGUAACUUGGCCAAAUCUGUAACGGUGGAGUAGUAAGGUAGAUUGACUUAAAAACAUAUAUAGCGCAAACCAAAUUAAAAGUUUAUAAAUAUUUUAUAUAACAGAAAGUGAAUUAGUAUUCUUAAAAACUAAAGAAGCACUUUAUACUAUCCUAAUUAAUUUGUUUUUAAAUAUCCCCAUAAUAAUCGUAUUGUGUCAUAGGUAUUACUUGCGUUCGAUAACACACACAUUUGUAAUAGUCAUUCCUAAUAUUUGCAAGUAGCCGAUAACGCCAAAAAUUAGUCAUCACACCAAAAUUUAGAGAGUAAAGUGGCAGUUGGAUGGUAGCAAGGCGAAUUUAUUAUAAUAAUUCCACCUUGGAUGGUAGAGAGAUGUUAAUUUUGUGAUGGAGAAAUGUUAGCCAACAACAACUUAUGCAUGU